Dermacentor silvarum is the source of this 1176-nucleotide messenger RNA. RefSeq lists its product as uncharacterized. The record is from RefSeq and is a predicted model, not a curated record. The transcript has a single exon. Gene Ontology annotation, molecular function: protein binding. Lineage: Eukaryota; Metazoa; Arthropoda; Arachnida; Ixodida; Ixodidae. The coding region runs from base 1 to 1176 and encodes 391 amino acids.
AUGGCGUUUUGGGAGUACACGCUGACAGGAUUCGGCGAUUUCCUGGAGCAGAGAAGCAUCGCCUUCACGGAGCCGAUGUCCGCUACUCGCGUCUGCAGCACCUGCGGCCGGGUGCCUUCUAGCUCCGUGCUGUUGGCCUGCGGUCACGUUUUGUGCGAAGAUUGCCGAUGUGAAGUCCUCGGAGUAAUGGUGUGCCCCUUCGACGGAAAAGCUUCCACGGAAGGCCAACUUGUCCGGCAUCGCUUCGAGCUGUCUGACCUUGAGACGCUGGGCGUUGUGUGCAUGGUAGGCGGCAGGAAGUGCGCUACCUUCGCUGGAAAAUUGUGCGAGCUGAGAGAUCACCUGCGCCAUUGCGGCGGCGGGGACGUGAAGUGCGCCAAGUGCCACCAAUCCAUCGCACGUGAUGCGGCCGUCGAUCACUACCGACAGUGCUGCGACGGCAACGCUCCCCGCCAUUCUGUAAUUGACGUGCGAGUACAACGGGCCGUCCAAGAAUUUCGAGGCUUCAAAGAAGAUCUCGAAAGCCUGCAGCAACGGGCGUCGAAAGAGUUUGAAAGCGACGAUGAAUUUCUAUUGGACACCAACGGAUUAGUUGAAAGACUGGCCAGCCUUGACCGUGUACUGUCCGAGGCGCAGGAAAUGGCCAGCGGCGUCGAUCGUGAGACGGUUCCGCUUCAAUCAUCGACGAAACCACCGACGCCAGGACCUUUCCGUGCAGCGUCAAAGCCCGGCGUGUUCAUCGCUACUUGCAAGUUCACCAAUGUGUUCGCCGCGCGCGACACGCUUACGCAGACUAAGAAGGAAUACACGGUAUCGAGCGAGGUGUGCACGUUGAGCGGUUACACAUUUAGACUGCAUUGCCGGUUCUUCUUUUCGGGAGGUGAAGGCAGUGAAGAGGUGAACGUCAAGUUCAUGAUGUGCCUCCAGAAUGGGGAAUGGGACGAUUACCUUCAGUGGCCUUUCACAAAGAAAGUGACGUUUACCAUCCCACACCCCAGAGAUGAGACCAAAGAUGUUAGGCUUACGGCACUCGUUGAAGGUUAUACCAUUGCCAAGAAGCCGCGCCCUGGUGCUUCAAACUUGGGAUACUGGACGGAGAAGAAGAGCUGGAAUGACAUUGAAUAUGAAGGCUUCGUCACUAAAGACGGUUUCUACAUGAAUGUGGAAUUUGAGUAA